UAAAAUUAAUAUUUAUGUAUUAUAUACUUCCAUUAGAGCAAGCUCUUACUAACUAUUUAUACUUCAUAGACUAUAUUAUUCUUUCAAACCUCUAUUAUACUUCUAUUUUACUAGAUUGACAAUUUACAAAUCUAAUUUGGGUUUUUUUCACAAAGUAACAACCCGAUUUUUUUUUAAAUCCACUGCUUUUAAAUAAUUUUCAACUUAUAACACCGUUUCGCUCGAAUUCGGUUUUUUAUGUGUGUGUGUUAGUGUGUAAGCUUUUUCUAAGAGCUUGGAAAAUCGAUGGUUACACUAGUAUUAAAUCGUAAGCCGACAAAACAGAUAUAUAGUACUAGGAUUUGUAUACACAGAUGUAAUAAUACGUUGUUUUCAACUGCUCUAUCAUUUGACUAUUGGCAAAAACAAAAUAUAAUAUAUUUCAUAAAUCCCGCGUACUGAACACCUACAGAAAACGACUACGUGUUUAACAGUUAGCCAUUAGUAUACGUUGUCCCUUUUGUGUUGCAAAACUUGGAACUGUUUUCAUUCUUCAAGCCUUUUUUUUCUAAAACAAGUACUCUAGUAGGUUACCUAUUAUUUGAAAAAUAAAAAUGUAUUCGAAAACUAUGAUACUGUUUUUCAGCUUGGCAUUGUACUUAUUGGAAUGUCAGGGUGCACAGCCUACUCCAGAACAACGUGAAAUAAUAAGUAACAUAAUCUGGGAAAAUGUUGGCCAAGAAGGCACAGGCUAUGAAGGAUUAAAAGAUGUAUUAAUAAAAGUAGUCGCUAAAUUAAAAUUAUCCAUAGAGUUCCCUGAUAAGGAUGAGUUGCUGGUGGAAUCAAAAGAAUAUGUUGAUAGUUUACUCCAUGAAUACACAUUGGAAGAAGUUAUAAGCGUUGUCAAAGAUUUUGUAGACUCCGAAAGUUUAGCAUACGAUGGUACCGUACAAGAUUGCGUGAGAAGGGCAACAAACAUUUUCGGGUCACUUGAAAGUUUUAUACGUUAUGAAGAAUUAAAAGAUAUAAUUGGAGUGAUAAAGCACAAAUUUAAAGUUACCAAACACUUCCCUACUUAUCAAGAACAUAAAUUGGCGUUAUCAAACCGCGCACACUAUACUGUGGAUCAAGUUGAAAACAUAGUUAUUAAAAAACUAUUUUCGAUUUAAGGGUUGGAUUAUAUUUUUAACUGUUUUUAAAUUAGUGCAUGUCACAUACGAUUAAUUUAGUUUUGUUUGAUUAGCUAAUUAUUUUGAUCUUGUAUUUCGUUAGUGCACUGUUUAA
This is a messenger RNA of Adelges cooleyi (spruce gall adelgid), 1263 nucleotides long. RefSeq lists its product as uncharacterized. The record is from RefSeq and is a predicted model, not a curated record. The transcript is spliced from 5 exons. The coding region runs from base 594 to 1148 and encodes 184 amino acids. NCBI's taxonomy places the organism in Eukaryota, Metazoa, Arthropoda, Insecta, Hemiptera, Adelgidae.